Molecule: messenger RNA, 3112 nt
Organism: Dufourea novaeangliae
Lineage: Eukaryota; Metazoa; Arthropoda; Insecta; Hymenoptera; Halictidae
Gene: AlaRS-m
Product: alanine--tRNA ligase, mitochondrial
Exons: 11
Biological process (GO): tRNA modification; alanyl-tRNA aminoacylation
Cellular component (GO): mitochondrion; cytoplasm
Molecular function (GO): alanine-tRNA ligase activity; ATP binding; nucleic acid binding
Source: RefSeq, a predicted model, not a curated record
CUUGAAAUAAACGUUGAAGUAGUAGUAUUUAAAUGAAAAGAUGAAUCGUGCCCUAUUAGUGCGACCAUACAGUUCCAGUACUUCCAGUUCGAUUAAAAAGAGUGCAAAAUUAAUUAGAAAUGAAUUUUUGGAUUACUUUAAAGGAAGUUUGGGACAUACUUUUGUUCGAUCAAGUCCUGUUACACCACUUAAUGACCAAACAAUUGCAUUUGUUAAUGCUGGAAUGAAUCAAUUUAAGGGAGUUUUUUUGAAUUAUCAUGAUCCACCUGCAACGAAAGUUACAAAUUCUCAGAAGUGUAUUAGAAUUAGUGGGAAGCAUAAUGAUCUUGAUGUAGUUGGAAAUGAUACUUAUCAUCAUACAUUCUUUGAAAUGCUAGGAAAUUGGUCUUUUGGAGAUUAUUUUAAGAAAGAGGCUUGUCUUUAUGCUUGGGAUCUAUUAACUAAGCAUUAUGGUUUAAAAAAAGAUCUUUUAUAUAUAACAUACUUUGGUGGAAAUGAACAGCUAGGAUUAGAACCAGAUUUAGAAUGCAAAGAUAUCUGGUUAAGUAUUGGUGUUGCAAAAGAUAAAGUUUUGCCUUUUAAUAUGAAAGAUAAUUUUUGGGAAAUGGGUGUUAAUGGACCAUGUGGACCUUGCACAGAGAUACACAUAGAUCAUAGAAGACGAGGGUCAAAUCAAUCCAUGCGAGUUAAUAAAGGCUACGCAGAUCUGACAGAAUUGUGGAACAUAGUUUUUAUACAAUAUGAACGACUAGCAAAUGGUACCAUAGUACCUUUACCAAAAUAUCAUGUGGAUACUGGUAUGGGACUUGAAAGAUUAGUAGCACUAUUGCAGGAGAAAACUUCGAACUAUGACACUGAUCUUUUCCAACCACUCUUCAAAGCUAUCCAGAAAUAUACAAAAGCACCAGAAUAUAAAGGAGAAUUUUUUAAUGAUGAGUAUAAUCUUGAUAGUGCAUAUAGGAUACUAGCAGAUCAUAGUAGGAUGAUUACUGUGGCUCUAGCAGAUGGAGCAGUACUAGAGAAAAAUAAUAAAUUAAGAAAAAUAAUAAGAAAAGCAAUUGAUGUAGGUGAGAGAGUAUUUAAGAAAGAAAAUAUACUAUUAGAACUUUCAUAUGCUGUAGCAGAUAAUUUGGGCGAUGUUUAUCCAGAAUUGCAAACAAAUCUUAAAAAGGUGCAAAAAAUAAUAGAAUUUGAAAAAGAGCUAUUUAAAAGAUUGAGAGUGACUUCUGGUAAAGAAUGGAAUAAAAUUGUCGAAAUUAGGCCAGAAUUAGCAUCAGUUACUGAUUGGACAGCUCCUGGUUUAUUAAGUGGCUAUAAAUACUUACAAAAUACACUUAAAAACUUAAUAACAACUAAAACAUUACCAGGAAAUGUUGCUUUCAAAUUAUAUGAUACAUAUGGUUUAAGUGAAGAAACUAUAAAUGAACUUGCAGAAAUUGAAUCCUUAAAUUUAGAUACAGAAGCUUUCCAAAAUGAAUUACAAAAUAUUAAAUAUCAAUCGAAAAUUGGUCUAAAUAGGAAAUGUCAAAUGCAUAUAAAAGGAUCAAUAGAUUUACUAGAAAAAAGUCAUAUACCAAAAACUGAUGACACACUUAAAUAUGAAUAUGUUUUUGUUGAAAAUGAUUAUCGGUUUCCUACAAUUGAGAGUAAAGUCGUUGGACUGAUUAUUAAUGGUAACAGUUGCCACUGAAAUUAAAUGAUUACGACAAAUAUCGGAGAGUCAAAUAUUUAAUUUAUUGCAGGCAACUUAAUGUUAAACAAUAAGAAUGGAAUUACAAAUGAAAAUACAAAAUUGGAAGAAAGAGACGAAAUUGGAGUUAUAUUAGAUAGAACAUUAUGUUAUUCAUUAGAAGGUGGUCAAAUAUCAGACUGUGGAACUAUUUAUAUGAAAGAUUUGAUUCUCCAUAUAAAUAAUGUGGUAAAAAUGAAUAAUUAUGUUAUACACAUUUGCAAUGUCAAUUUAAAAGAUUUGGAUCAAAAACUAAAAAUCGGUGAUAAUUGUAUGGUUUCCAUUGAUUCUAAUCACAGAAAAGGAUUAAUGCAACAUCACACUGCUGCACAUUUAUUAAGUGCAUCUUUGAGACAAACUAUACAAGCAAUUUAUCCACGUGAUUCUCUUAUUUUUCCUCAUACCUUGAAACUUCAAUGUACCUCCUUUGGAGAAAAACUCUCUCUAGAAAAACUGAAAAAAAUUGAAAAAUCUAUAAAUAAUGUUAUACAAACUAAUGCUCCUGUUAAAAUAAAAGUACUAAAUUCCUCCGAAUUAUUAGCAGAGGACUUUGUGACAGUAAUACCAGGAGAAAUUUACCCAUAUACAGGUAUUCGAAUUGUGGAAAUUGACACUUGUACCUUAAAAUCAAAGGAAGCAUGUUGCGGUACACAUGUACAUAGAACUGGAGUAUUGGAACACUUCUGUUUUCUAAGUUACUCCUCGAAAGGAGCAGCAAAUUUUACUGUUAACGGAGCUGUUGGAUCAUUUGCUAAAUCUGCUAAAAUCGCAGGUGAAAAUAUCCAGAGGAAAAUUUUGAAUUUAGACCACAAAUUGACAAAUGACCAAAUUGGAUAUGAAGCAUUUGAAUUAAUUUACAAAGAAAUAAAAAAUGAGCUGAAAGAUAAUACUAAAAAAACACCAAUACCCUAUAUUGUUAGAGAAGAAUGUUUAAAGCAACUAGAAGAUUUAAAUAAAAAUACUUGGAUACAAACAAAAGAAGCAGAAAAGUCUGCUAUAAAUUUGGAAGUCAAAGGUACCAAUUCAACAAGUUCUUUUAUUGUUCAUUGCUUGUAUAAAAAUCCCAAGUGUUUGUCACUCCAAGAAAUUAUAUCUAUUUAUUUGAAUACUCCAACAUUAAUUAUUUUAUACCAUAACGAAACGAUAAGAGCACGGUGUUUUGUGCCUCAGGAAAUUGCGAGCGAUACGUUCAACGCACAAACGUGGAUGAAAGUAGUUCUUGAAAUUUUCAAAGCAGAAUAUGGUCCAAUCAGAGGUUUUAAUGCAUUCUUAGUGGCUAAUAUGAAAUCAAUAACUGUUUCACAAAUCUCAUCAGAGAAUCUAAUACCAAAAGCAAUUAAUGCAGCUAAAGACUUUGCAUCUAGAAGUAUACAAAAUAUGUAA